GGGGGAGUAACUCGUAAAAAGGAGAAUGAGAGAUCCCGAAGGCGUAACAUGGAGAAAACGCAGGCGCGUAUGGGAUCAAUAAAUAGGCUAGCUCAGUCGAGGACGGGAGAUCAGUAGUGUACGAACACGCAAGCAGUGAGGGUGGUAGCACGUACAUUAUUGUGUCGGGUGAGGCGUACGAAAACAACAGAGCACCCCUCCCCGGCGGACGGUGUAAAACGGGCUGCCAGCGGUGAGGCUGCAGAGCAGGUCGCUCGUCCAGCAUGCAACCACCACCGAGAAAAGGAAAUUAUACAAAGUUUCUUAAGAAUGUGCACGCGGAACAAGCGGCGAAGUUGCAAGCGAAAAACCAGCACGAGUGCGACCUUCUGGAAGAUAUUCGUAAUUUUACGAUAAAAAAAUCUGCGAUUGAAAAAUCAUAUUCCGAGGCGCUACUUAAAAUAUCUUCCGCGUAUUUAAAUAAAAAGAUACCAAAUAUUCCGGACCUCAAAGUCGAUGGUGGGGAAGAAAAAUGGAAUAUGUGGAAUGUAUGGCGAACCGUUUUGGAAGAAAACGAAAAGCUUGCCAGGGCGCGAUUAGCCGCUGUGGAAGUUUUUCAGCAACAAAUUGCUGACGAUGCGAAAGGUUUAAAAAUGCAUAAACUUCAAAUUUCCAAGAAGGCAAUCGACCAAUUAAUGAUAGUACAAAAAGAAUUGCAAAUGUGCGUACAAGAUGUAGACAAAACGAAAAAAUUAUACUUCGAUGAAGAGCAUAGUGCCCACGAUGUUCGUGAUAAGGCAAAAGAUAUCGAAGAGAAGUACGUAAACGUUGUAGUAUUGCUUUCUAUUCGAGACAACAAUAAAAUGCUAUUGAUCGUUUUCAGAUUAAAAAAGAAGAAAGGAUCUUUCUUUCAAUCUAUAACGUCAUUACAAAAAAAUAGUGCAAAGGUAAGCUCUAAACGAGAUGCUUUAGAAGAAAAAUCAACAGGAGCUCGAAACGAUUAUUUACUUAGUCUCGCCGCUGCCAAUGCACAUCAGAAUAGGUAUUUUGUAGUCGAUUUACAAAAUACUAUGCAAUACUUAGAACAAGGUGUUUACGAUAAGGUAGCAGAAUAUUUAACCCUAAUGGGUCGUACAGAACUUUUGACUUGUUUAGCUACACAAAAUAGUUUCGGCAAGAUUCGCGACCAAGCGCAACAACUGACUAGAGAGUACAAUAUACAAUGUUGCUGCUUAUAUUAUCCUGUUCUAAAACAACACAUACAGUAUGAAUUCGAGUGUUGCGACAAUGAUCCAGUAGACAGGGUAACGGCUGAUCAUGCUGCCGCAGCUACGCUUGGAAAAGAAGCUCGUCGCUGGUCGACGCGAAUAGCACGCGAAAUAAGCACUAUUAGAGAAAAUAAUAGAAAAAUACAAGUUCUUUUACAGCUUAAAGAGUCUGGGCAAAAGAGCGAUCCAAAUGAUCCACAAGGUCCAGAUAUAGACACAAAAAUCGAUGAACUGAAACACGCGAUCCGACGUGCAGAGACAGCAAAGCUGAAGGCAGAAGCGAGAAUAGAAUGCCUUCGAAACGGUGGAGUGAACGUCGAUGAGUGGUUGCAAGAAGCUGAAACUUUGAGCGUCCAGGAUAUGCCACGAUCGGCAAGUUCUCUUUCCGUCAGAACCGAUGCAUCUGGAACGGCGGAACAUCCGUCCUCAGACUCGUUCUACGAUAGCGAUGGAGACGGUGGUAGCGAUUUAACUACCGUUGAACGACCAGGCAGUGCACGAAACGCUCCUCAGCAAGAAGAAAGCACAGAGGAAAGGCAAAGACACGAUAGCGAAGAAGUCGAUGCUCUAGUUGAACAAGAGAAGCAACGAAUAGAACAGCUUACAGUCGGUUGGGAUGAUCCAACAUCGGUGGAUUGGGAUAACGAGGAGAAAGAUGAAAUGCAAACUGCUGAAACUGAUGAAACAACCGAGCCGCCUUCCACACAGCAAAUAUAUAAAUGCACCGCGCUUUAUUCGUAUACGGCGCAAAAUCCUGAUGAAUUGUCAAUCGUUGAAAGCGAACAACUCGAAGUUGUUGGAGAAGGUGAUGGCGAUGGUUGGCUCCGAGCACGAAAUUAUCGCGGCGAAGAGGGAUUCGUUCCUCAGAAUUAUCUCGAUGUCGAAAGAGAGACAACAUCCGGUUUGACUUCGCAAGGACCAGGACUCGUACAACAAAUAUCCUUUUCUUCAGUCGAUUAUACCAUUGACGAUCAUGAUGCAGUCGAUCCAGACGCUAACUUAGAACCUGCUGUUACAGAGACUGUUGUACAAAAUCACAUAGGGGAACCAGAACAAUAUUGUAUCGCUCUUUACGAUUACGAUACUACAUGCGACGAAGAACUUAGUUUCCUCGAAGGUGAUAUCGUAAAAGUCCUUAGAAAAGAACCGCACGAUGUCGAUGAUGGAUGGUGGGAAGGUGAAUUACGCGGACAACGAGGAUUAUUCCCAUCCUUAAUUGUAGAACCUUGCGCUGCAGAUGGUUCACCUUUGACCCCACAGGAAAAUAUAACGCCACCAAGCUCUGCGCCGCCUAUGUUUACACCGCCUGAAGUUCUGGAAUUCUUAUUAGAAGAUGAAUUAGCACAAAAUUCAAUCCAAGAAUCAGAAGGGAAAAACUCGGAUAAUGUAAACACCGAACAGCAGCAACAACAAGAGCAACAACAAGAACAACAAGAAGGUUUUGUGAUAAAUCUUUCAAAGGACCAAAAAUGUCAUUACGGGUCGCAGUUCGAAGGUGAUAAAUCUGAUGAAGGGCCUGGUAUAGUAGUUGUAGAAGUGUUGGAAGAAUCAGAAGCGAAGAUAAAUGAUGAAAAAACAAAACACCCGCAGUCUUUGAACACCGAUCAGUCCAAAGAAGACUUUGGUCUGGGCGUUGCACAAAUUGUGAUUACUGCAGCAACGCCAAUGGAAGAAAUUGAACAUCCGUUUCCCGGACUAGAGGAAACCAAUGACGAUACGGUAAAAUCUGCUGAAAAUUCUGAAGCUGAUUUACCAUCGAGCACUACCACUGACAUGAAUGAAAGUGACUGCAAAGAGGCCACCGUGAUAAUGGAUGAAAGAGAAGAGCAAGAAACUACAGAAGCUACAGAAGUAACAGAAGACAUAGAAGAAAAAUCAACAGUCGAUGAUUUGCCUACAGAUUCAGCGCCCUUUCCGGUUAGCAGCAGUUCUGGUAGCGAAGCAGAUUCAACAUCCGGCCCAAGUACCGCCGAUAAUUCUCAAUCGAUACCAUCUCGUGGUACUGUAAUCGAAGUACAGGAUACAGAGGAUAUUGAAAUCGUACCCGAAAAAAGGGUAGUAGGAGGAAGGGCAAGUAUUCCAGAUGAAUUACAGCCUGACCAGUUAGAAAAGCUACAAAAUUUAAAAGAAUCGAAUGCCUAGGAUUGACUAGACCUCGGAGAUCCUGAUUAUCCUGCCUUAACAAAUAAACUGGCUCUUCCGAAAAAUCAUCAAAAUAAGUUUCAGCAUUUACUGGAAUUUUGGAAAUCUCCGGAGGUUAUUGGAAAGAAAGACUAACGAAUAACGGAACAACUAAAAAAUUUUUAUGUUAAUACUAUGUACACAACUUUUUUGCUAGAUGAUAUUCUAGUGAACUAUUUAAAGAAGGGUGUUGCGACUUUUGCAACGUAUUUACAAGACGUUAAUGUACAGUCAUAAGGUAAUAAAGAAAAUUGUCGAUACCUAUAA
Messenger RNA from Osmia bicornis bicornis, 3695 nucleotides. RefSeq names its product protein nervous wreck. Lineage: Eukaryota; Metazoa; Arthropoda; Insecta; Hymenoptera; Megachilidae. The record is from RefSeq and is a predicted model, not a curated record. Gene Ontology annotation, molecular function: protein binding. The coding region runs from base 264 to 3389 and encodes 1041 amino acids. Gene Ontology annotation, biological process: neuromuscular synaptic transmission; regulation of actin filament polymerization. Gene Ontology annotation, cellular component: neuromuscular junction; recycling endosome. The transcript is spliced from 21 exons.